AUGCGGGCCGGGGCCGGGCGGCACCGACCCGGGGCAACGAGGAACGUUCUGGGGCCGGGGGCGCUGCCCGACCCCGGCAAAGGAGCCGCUCCGGGCCCCGCCGCUCCCGGCCAAAGUUGCGGGAACCCCGCGGGGAUCGAUCGGCCCGGCGGGGACACCACGGCCCGGCGGAGCCCGGGGGGACAAGGGGGACGGUGGCACCGAGACGCCACGCCAGCCCCAGGGACCGCCCCGUUGUCAGCGGGCGCGGAGGCUCCGGUUCCCCCGGAGGCACAGCCGGGCACCUGCGAGGACCGAGCCCCCAGGAGGGGUCGGGGGCUCCUCGCCCCCGGGUAUCACCCCACGCGGGCCGCGGCCCCGCCGUCCGGCCGGGGCUGCGGUGCCCGGGGCGCUCCCGGAGCGGCGGCGGGAGGCCCGGAGCUGCCGGCCCGCACGGCGGGGGCUGCACGGGGCUCACACCGGGACGGCCCCGGCCCCGCUCCACCUGUCCGGGGAAGGCGCCUCCCGCUCCGGCACGGCCACGCGUGUGCCUCCCGCUCCGGCAGCCGCGGACACGCGUGCGCUCCCCGGGAGCCGCUCCACGAGCACGGAGCCGCCCGCACCGCGCUCCCCGAGCGGCCCCGCGGCCGCGCGCGGCUUCCGGCACCGGGCGGGGAAAGCGCCGCCACCUGCCCCGGGCCGGGCCCGCUGCCGCCACCGCCGGCCGUCCCCGGGCGGGCGCCCCACGGCCGCGGGGACCCGCCGGGCAGCGCGGCCGGGGCUUCCCGGGAGGGCUCGGGCCCCACGGGCCGUGCCGGGGGUGGGCGCCGCCGCCCCCCGGGCCCCGCGCGACGUGGCGCGGCGUGGAGCCCUCCCGAGCGCCCGUCCCGCCGCGCAUCCUCCGGCCGGACCCUCCCGCCGACCCCGCUCCCCCCGGGCCGCGGGUCGCGCACCUGCCCCGCGGGCUGCGCCGCCCCCCGGCAGCCCCGUGGGGCCGUGCUGAGUCACGCGUGGGGCGGGAGCGGGGCCGCCCGCGCCCCCCUCCCCGCGCCGCCGUGCCCGGCCCCCGCCCGCCCCCUCCCCGCCUCGCUCCCCGGCAGGGCUGCGCCAAUCCCCCGGCCCCGCCGCUGA
This is a messenger RNA of Agelaius phoeniceus (red-winged blackbird), 1110 nucleotides long. The record is from RefSeq and is a predicted model, not a curated record. NCBI's taxonomy places the organism in Eukaryota, Metazoa, Chordata, Aves, Passeriformes, Icteridae.